AUGAAGCCAGAACGCAAGGGUGACGCAGUUUGUUUCAAUGCAACUCAAGAAGACGAAAGCGAAGGAGAAUGGCGUCUGAAACCUUCAAGAUUUUCAAAGUGGUAUCGCCUUUCCUUGACUAAGAGAUUGGAGUUAGGACUGUCGUUAGUGCGGGUUAGAGCUUGGGUCCAUAGAUUCAUUGCGAACUGUCGAAAGUUGAAGAAAGAACGAGUCAGUGGAGAGUUGACCGCAAACGAAUUACAAGGUGUAGAAGAGAUCAUUAUUCGCGAAGCACAAAUGGAAGUUUAUUGUCAAGAGAUUACUGCACUAAAAGAGAAGAAGAGUCUUCCUAAAAGAAGCAGUAUUUUGAAUUUAACGCCAAUCUGGAAAGAUGGUCUUCUGCGUUCGAAUACGAGGCUUCGAUACUCUGAGGAUUUGAGCGAAGAGAUAAAAUAUCCAAUAAUUUUACCUAAGAGACAUCCAGUGACGAAACUCAUCGUGAAGUAUCACCGCGAAAGCGAAGGGCAUCGAAUGGGCGUAAACUUCACGCUGAAUCAUCUUCGAGAGAGAUACCAUGUCGUUCAUGGCCGAGAAAUGGUAAAGAGAACGGCAAAAGAAUGCACAACGUGCAAACGGCGUUUUACCGGCAAACCAGGCGUGCAACAAAUGGCACCAUUGCCCAAUAUCAGAUUAGAGUUGACGAUGAAACCUUUCACGAACUGUGCAGUUGAUUUCGCAGGGCCCUACCUCACAAAGCAAGGACGAGGGAAGACACGAACGAAACGAUAUUUGUGUCUAUUUCUUUGCUUGCAGACCCAUUGUUGCCACUUAGAAAUGGCAUGGUCGUUGGAAACAGACGGAUUUUUGCAAGCGUUCACCAGAAUG
Molecule: messenger RNA, 864 nt
Organism: Paramuricea clavata
Lineage: Eukaryota; Metazoa; Cnidaria; Anthozoa; Malacalcyonacea; Plexauridae
Source: the annotation of a GenBank genome assembly